AUGGAAAAACAGGCCCUUCAUGAAGUAGAUCAUGGCCUCAUCAGCCAACUACUGGUGGAUUCAGAAGAGAAUCUUAGUGUAUGCACUGAGAAAAUGCAGUCCACAGCUCCAUAUAACUGGAGUGCUGACUGGAGCUUCUGGAUCUCAAGUUCCACUUACAAAUAUCGGAAUGAAGAAUUCAAGAAACAAUUCUCACAUCUGCCAGAUUUGGAAAGGCUUGUAGUGGAUUAUGCCUGUGCCCUCCAAAAAGAUAUCCUCCUUCAAGGACGCUUAUAUCUGUCUGAAAACUGGGUUUGUUUUUAUAGCAACAUCUUCAGAUGGGAGACUAUGAUUUCUAUCGCUUUGAAGGACAUUACCUUCAUGACAAAAGAGAAGACCGCUCGGCUUAUUCCAAAUGCUAUCCAAAUUGCUACAGAAGGGGAGAAGUUUUUCUUCACUUCCUUCAGUGCCAGAGACCGAACCUACCUCAAUAUAUUUCGAUUAUGGCAGAAUGCAUUGUUGGAGAAGAGAUUAACCAAAGAGGAAUUCUGGCAGCUUGUACACCAGAGCUAUGGCUCUGAGCUUGGCUUAAAUACAGAAGAGAUGGAAAGCAUUUAUUCAUCAUCUGAAGAGAAGGGACAAUUAAGAUCUAACCUUAGUGAUGAAUCUGGAGAUAAGGAACCAGCUAAAGCUGUUGGUAUAAUUCAAGAAUCCAGUGUUCAGACUGAAGUUGAGGCAGAAUUUCUUAGUGGAAACGCACUUUUAGAAGGAACUGAACCAGAAGAAUGUCAUUAUGAUAAGCAAGACAGGAGGAAUUCUUUGAUUCCUUUAGAAAGGAAGCUCUCUGAUGUUGUACCACACAAAGUUUCAGUACAAGCCUUGGAUCUAAAUAAGAAUUUCCCUGAGGAGAAGAGCACUGCCUCAGAAAGUGAUGAAGAAGCUGAGGAAACCAUCCUUGAGAGUGAUCUCCAUGGAAAACUCUUUAUUAAUCGCAUUUUCCGUAUUGGUGCAGAUAGGAUGUUUGAAAUGCUUUUCACUAAUUCUCAUUUCAUGCAGAGAUAUCUCAGGACUAGAAAUAUAACAGAUACUGUAUCAACUUCUUGGAACAAAGAUAAUGGAGGCAAACAGCUGAGGACUCUGACUUACACGAUUAUGCUUAACAAUCCACUUGUUGGAAAAUUCACAACUGCAACAGAAAAACAGGUGCUGUAUAAACAAAACCACAAAGAUCGGUCUUACCGAGUAGAUGCAGAGGUGGUCACGCAUGAUGUGCCUUACCAUGAUUAUUUCUACACUGUGAACAGUUAUGGUAUCUCUCAUAUGUCCAGUCAAAAAUGCAGACUCCGGAUUUCCUCAGAUGUGAAAUACAAAAAACAACCAUGGGGGCUUGUCAAGAAUAUAAUUGAAAAGAAUACAUGGGGUGGGAUCCAGGAAAAUUUUAAACAACUUGAAUCAGAAUUGCUAAUGGAAGAAUAUGCAAUAAACAAACCUAUUGAGGAUCCUGCAAAACUUGGAGUCCUAAGAAGGAGAAGAUGGAUUUUACAGCGGAAUGCAGAAGAGAUGCUUCCUAAACACUCUGUACAACAUUCUACAGAAGACAAAAGAACAAUCUCUCUUGGGGAUGUAGGAACAAAGAAGAAUGCUACAGAUAAAACCAUCAUCAUCAUCAUAGUGGUAAUGAGUAUCUUUUUAGUUGUACUGGUUUUUCUGAAUGUGGCACUGUUCUUCAAAUUGUCAAAGAUCGAGCAUGCAGCUCAGUCAUUUUACCAUGUUCAGCUUCAGGAAGAAGGGUCAGCAACUCUAGACCUUAGUGUGGCAUCAAAAGAGAAAACUCAGCAUAACAUGGAUCAAGCCCAGCAUGUGAAAGGGGUGCUAAGGGAUUCUAUAGCAUUGCUUGAACAACUGAAGACCUCAUUGUCUAUGCUCCAAAGUGGUUUUGAUCACCUAAACAAGACCAUAGAUGAGAAGCCUGAAAGCUGAUAUCACCAAAACCAUCUACUAAGAAGAAUGAAGAUAUAUUGUAGCAAUGGAGAAGCUGCUGCUUUUUCUCACAGUUUUCUCCUCACAACACUUUCACAUGUAAUAAAUAUUGCCCUGGAAUAUGCUCCUUUAAAAACAAACUUACUAGUUUGUGAAUCUUCCUGACCCACUUGAUGUCUUAUGUGUGUGUCUCUGUGUAUGUAUGUGAGAGAAAACACUUUCUUGAGCUGUGAAUACUUGGUGGAAAUGAAGAACACAAUGAGAGCUGAUAAUUAUAUAAUAUAUAAAUUGGAGAGAUACAUAAAGCAAACGAAUAUAAAGUAAUAAACACUGGAUUUAGAUGGGAACAAUCUUAAGUGUUAUGAAAAAUGUAAUAUAAAAUGUCUUGUUUAGUUUAUCACAUGCAGAGUUUUUCGUAUCUUCUUCCUUUUGUCUAUGUAACAAAUCUUCAAAAGUAAAUUGUUACAACACUUGGUUUAUGUGUUCCAGGUAUCUAUGAAUAUAUCUAAACUUUACAUGUAGCUUUUUCUGUUUGGGGGUUUGCUUUAUGGGUUAUAACAUUGCUUCCUGUUUGUCACUGUCAUUUCAAUUUUCUCAGAAUUUCUCAGGUAAUUUUCAUUCAUGUCUGGAAGUCAUAUUUAGAAGUGAUCAACCCUACGUAUUUUUAAAAACUAAUGUCUUAUUUGAUUUAUAUAUUGCAACUUUAGAGAGUUCUUUGUAAGAAUAGGCUUACCGUUUUAUAGUCUUCAAGGCCUGGGGGAUCAUGUCCUUUGUAAUAAUUAAAGAUGCGAACUGUGAUAUGUAAGUGCAAUAAAUAGGAAUUACUGUUUUCUGCUCUGAAUAAGAAAACUGUAAUCAGCCCCUGAAUAAUUUCUAACUGUACUUCUGAUAGGAAAGACCAAAAACAUUGAAAGUGUGGUACAAAUAAAAUUAUGAACUUACAGU
Candoia aspera is the source of this 2904-nucleotide messenger RNA. It is a transcript of the gene GRAMD1C, whose product is annotated as GRAM domain containing 1C. Gene Ontology annotation, cellular component: endoplasmic reticulum-plasma membrane contact site; endoplasmic reticulum membrane; plasma membrane. NCBI's taxonomy places the organism in Eukaryota, Metazoa, Chordata, Lepidosauria, Squamata, Candoiidae. The transcript has 18 exons. The coding region runs from base 1 to 1959 and encodes 652 amino acids. Gene Ontology annotation, molecular function: cholesterol binding; cholesterol transfer activity. The record is from RefSeq and is a predicted model, not a curated record. Gene Ontology annotation, biological process: intracellular sterol transport.